AUGGAGGGAAGUGUGACCAAUAGGCUAGCGACCACAUCAAACCCCGCAAGUAAAUUUACAUUUUUGCCCUAUGACCCGCCAUCUACUUUAUUGCAAAGUAAUAGCGCAGCAUCAGGUUACGAGUCUUCCCGAAAUGAGGCUAGUAAUGGGGCGACUUCAAUUGGGAAAGAGCAUAGUAGCGUAAGACCGACUACCAAUAUAAACGAUCCUGUACAGUCGAGCCCAACUAAGACAGUUCCCUUAACUUCUGAACCCCAACUGACUACCGGUGCCCAGUCCGACGCACAUUUGAAUGGCACUACUGAAUCACAGGGUACCAGCACAAUACCAACCACGAGUAGAAAGGACACUGAGGCAAAGUUAACCUCUACUCAUAAACAGUCACCUCAUCCAUUGGAAAAGGCAGAUGAUACGUUCAUUGCCUUCUCCUACUAG
Messenger RNA from Trichoderma asperellum CBS 433.97, 435 nucleotides. NCBI's taxonomy places the organism in Eukaryota, Fungi, Ascomycota, Sordariomycetes, Hypocreales, Hypocreaceae. The record is from RefSeq and is a predicted model, not a curated record.